UAAGGCCUAAGGGCGCCUUUCAGAAACAAUAACUUUAGCUGGACAAUAUAAAAACCAACAUUGKCUUGGUCAUCUAAAGUGCAACGCAAUGCCAAACACCGGGCAAGUUCAAGGACAAGCUUACAAGUGCGAAAAAUGUCGAAAAAACUUUAAAACCGUGUGGCUGCCAACAAAUCCUUGCUGCAGAAUGAAGCUCGAUAAAGAAGGCUCCAAUGCGGUSUACUCAUCGACUUAUUCAAGGCACUUAUCACCGGCGAUAAAGACAGAAAGAUCAAGCACAGUUUCAUCAACUACGUCCAAAACUUCAACACCAACUUUACUCAGAAAACUYGARGCUGGAGUGAAAGUCCAAAGGCGGUCGGAUCCACGAUUUAAGUAUGUMAACUCUCUGGCACCAUUUUCCACGCUUGGGAAGCCAACKUGCGGUUACUACUUCUCGCAUCUUACUGACAACAAGAAAUAUAAAACUGGGAUUCCRCCAUCUGACCUGGUCGCAUGGAGAAGCCAUAUUUCAUAAAGACUCUGUAAAUAUAUACUAAUAGAAUAUGGGAAAAAGUGUGUUCCAUGCGUGCGUUUGAGUGACGUUGCUACGGGAGUCCCACGAGAUCUAGUGUAAACGAAUCAUCGAUCUAUAGUAAUUUGCGUUGACUUUUAAAGUUAAAAAAUAUCUCACCUAAAGGUCAAGAUGUGUAUUACAAUCGCAAGCCAAGCAAGCGUUUUUGACUUUGACAACACUGGGCUUUUUGUACAUCGUUUGAAACAAACUUUUCGUGAUCCAGCAAGAAAUAAAACUAUUUAAACAUA
Messenger RNA from Exaiptasia diaphana, 804 nucleotides. RefSeq lists its product as uncharacterized. The transcript has a single exon. Bases 89 to 517 code for a protein of 142 amino acids. The record is from RefSeq and is a predicted model, not a curated record. NCBI's taxonomy places the organism in Eukaryota, Metazoa, Cnidaria, Anthozoa, Actiniaria, Aiptasiidae.